Strongylocentrotus purpuratus (purple sea urchin) is the source of this 2217-nucleotide messenger RNA. RefSeq names its product cysteine-rich motor neuron 1 protein-like. The transcript is spliced from 13 exons. Gene Ontology annotation, molecular function: protein binding; peptidase inhibitor activity. Bases 484 to 2217 code for a protein of 577 amino acids. Gene Ontology annotation, biological process: antibacterial humoral response; innate immune response. The record is from RefSeq and is a predicted model, not a curated record. Lineage: Eukaryota; Metazoa; Echinodermata; Echinoidea; Camarodonta; Strongylocentrotidae. Gene Ontology annotation, cellular component: extracellular region.
CCCAGUGUCGUGCCAAUUCGUGUAAACCGAUGUAAGAAGAUGGAUCGUGGAUUUAUAUAGAUACAGGAACGCAAUAGAGAAGGACAAUUUUACUGAAUUGGGAACAGUGUAUUACAAUGAUCGCGUCAAGUGGAUCCUGAUGCUGCAACCACUUGUACAUAUGACUCUGAUUGUUCUGAUGACCAAGCAUGUUGUGAGUCUGGGACUGAUCGUGUGUGCACUGCUCGCAGGAACAAUGCUCCUCCUACAGCCUGUCAUAGUGAUGAAAUUGGGUGUACAGAAGAUGGCUGGUACCUCCCAAAGCAAUGUGAUAGGGAAAACGGAGUGUGUUGGUGUGCCUCACAGUGUGGUCAUCCACAACCUAGUACCUACUCUGAUGGUGUGCUAAACUGUGUGGCAGAACUUCCCCCUUGCCGCAAAGAACUUGAUGAUCUUUCUCAAGCGGAAGGCCCCACCCCUCCAGGUUCCUUCAGACCGAGAUGCAUGGCAGACGGCUACUUCAACCAUACACAGUGCUUGGGAUCCAGCUGCUGGUGUGUGGACCAAUGCGGGAAGAAGUUUCGGGGAACAGAGCACCCUGUGUCAACAGUGAACACCAAUGAUUGUGCCUUAAAAAGAAGGUGUGGUGGUGAUCCGUGUGAUACCGCUACCUGUGAACUCUACCCACAAGCCACCUGCAGAGUGGAGGAGCAAUGCGGAGAGUGCCUUCCUGUUUUCAGUAUUGGAGACCAACGUGUCUCAUGCUUGCAAGGUUCCAGUAAGGUUGAGAAAGCAGGUCUCUGUCCUGACCCAUCAUCCAUAACGGUACGCAGGGGUAUCUUUGCAUGCAGAGAGGAUGCAGAUUGCCAUGGCAAUAAGAAAUGCUGUGGGAAUGGAGGUGGCAUGAUGUGUACUAAUCCCUUACCCAAAAUCCACGAAGGCCAGUGCCCCAGGCCCUGGUUAUUGGAAUGUGAUAGCCAUCGCAGGGCAGAUCACUGUGAGUUUGAUAGCCAGUGUCCCCAGUCAAACAAGUGCUGUGAGUCUGGUUGUGGGAAAGCAUGUAGAGAUACAUCCAACCAUGUAAAUGAAAAGUUGACCGUCGGCUACUUACUGACCAAACCGGGUCAGUGUCUCUCCGUCACCAGAAUGAACUGCUCCACAGUCUUUGAAUGCACUACUGACCAGGGAUGUGGCAGCAACUUGAAAUGCUGCAGCAACGGUUGCGGCAUGGAAUGUGUUGAGCCGAUUACUCUUGUGAAGUACGGGCAAUGCCCAAGGCCAUCAUAUGAAGCAAGUCAAUGCACCGGCAUGUCACCAGAUGAUAUGUGUAUGCACGAUAAAGAUUGUCAUAGUAACCAGAAAUGCUGCAAUGACGGCUGCCAGAACAUCUGCAUAGAACCAUGGAAGUAUGUUAAACCCGGAGAGUGUCCAGGUGAAUCAGAACAAGAUGAUCAUUCCAGGGACUGCUCCGUCGACAUGGAUUGCCCUGAUUCAAUGAAGUGUUGCCAAGAUUCAUCCACACCUCAACUAAAGUGUCUCAAUCCAAGAUUUCAAAUUGCAUUACCUCUUCAACCAGCUGGUUUCUGCUACCAAGACAGACAGCGCUAUCACCAUGGUGACGAGUGGUCACGUGACCCAUGCUCUUUGUGCCGUUGUUGGGCAGGGGUCAUAGAAUGCCUCAGGAUGACCUGUGCGACCCCUCCUGAAGGAUGUGAGGCUGUUGUCAUCCAGGGGAGAUGCUGCCCUGAUUUCAGAUGUUCAGGGGUGGAAACUGGAUUUAGUAGAUGCCCAUCUUUGACUGGUAGGAACCACUCGCAUCUUGAAGUCUGGUCAAAAGAUGAUUGUACACAGUGCAUGUGUUACGAUGGAGAAGUGACAUGCACCACCCUGUCCUGCAUUCCUAUCGCUCCUGUCAAUUCCACAAGGUUUCACAGUGUUCCGCAGCCUGGGUCAUGCUGUCCUCGCUUGGUGUAUUCUGAACUUAGAUCUGAAUCUGAUAAUCACUGUUUUGACACAAGGGGAGUCAUGCACCACACAGGUGACCGCUGGCACGAAGACCCCUGCACAGAGUGUCAUUGCCAUGACAACCGGGUGGAAUGCCUUGAUAGAAGCCACAGCUGCCCUCGGCUCCCUCACCCAUCAUGUCGUCUGCUAGAGGUCAAGGGUCAAUGCUGCCCUGAUGUUAAGUGCUCUGUGAUUGAAGGUAUGAUGGUGCUUGUAGCUUUCAUUCUGCACUGA